UGAAUAAUAUAAAAUCAUCUACCAGAUAAUCAUGGCGUUCGAGUAAAAUUCCUUGAUUUGAAAACAUCAGACCCCGAUAAUGGCAGAAGAGACGGUACCUGGCUUCCAUCAUGUUGCUAGAGAAACCCUUGAUGUCAAACGUCUAGCCCAGUUCUACGCAGAGAUUUUCGGUUUCGAGCAAAUUGAGAGUCCAAAAUUUCCGUGUGAGGUGAUAUGGAUGAAAUUAGGUUCAUUUUAUCUGCAUCUGAUUGAAAAGGAUCCUGAAUCUAAGCUUCCAGAAAGUCCAUGGAAUGCAACUGCAGCAGUGACAAACCCUAAGCAUCUUCCCAGGGGACACCACCUCUGUUUGUAUAUGCCUAAUUUCGAAUCCUUUGUUCAGAGCCUUAAGGAAAAAGGCAUCGAGAUUCAUGAGAAGACCUUACAUGAUGGGAAAACCAAGCAAGUGUUCUUCUUCGACCCUGAUGGGAACGGUUUGGAGGUUUCGAGCCGGCUGCAUUGUUGCUACUAAAUAGCUGUAGAGGUACGCGCCGUAAAAGGUACGGAGAAGAAGUGGAAAUACAUGUACUUUGAAACUUCAGCUAAUGUUCAUUAGUAUGUAUUAGAAGCUCGAGCAUGCUCGACUCGACCGUUGGCGUCGAGUUGAGCCGCUCGAAAGUUAAGGUUGUUAAUCAUAAUGACGAAUAAAAUUAUUUACAUCUUUAAUAA
Messenger RNA from Andrographis paniculata, 705 nucleotides. RefSeq lists its product as uncharacterized. The record is from RefSeq and is a predicted model, not a curated record. The transcript is spliced from 4 exons. Lineage: Eukaryota; Viridiplantae; Streptophyta; Magnoliopsida; Lamiales; Acanthaceae. The coding region runs from base 80 to 508 and encodes 142 amino acids.